Messenger RNA from Leptosia nina, 1506 nucleotides. NCBI's taxonomy places the organism in Eukaryota, Metazoa, Arthropoda, Insecta, Lepidoptera, Pieridae. The record is from the annotation of a GenBank genome assembly.
AUGACCUUAUCAAUUAAUUCAAAUACACUACAGAGUAAUAGUAUAGUAGAGGAUAUUUCUACAGAUUGGAAAAUACUUUACAAUUCUCAACUCUGGAACGAUAGUCAACUAAGAAAAGAAUUUAUUAAAACACCAUUUGUUGAGAACAAAGCGGUUACUUGCUGUUAUACUUGUCGAGGUAAAGUAAGAAACUACGAAGUGACACCUCCGGGAAAAUCAAACUUUUUACCCGGGAGUCACUCAACACCAAAAACGUAUUCUAAUACUAGGAGUAUAGAAUCUGACCUCCACGGCAAUUUUACUAUAGAAGAGGAAAGAAAUGAACCAGGUUCACAAAUCAUUCCUUCUAUUUCGAGACAAGUCGAUACUAGUUAUCGCCAAAAAUACACUUGUGCUGCCUACGACUCUCGCAAACGUUUCGAUGAGCAUAACCUAAGAAGCCUCAAAGGCGCAAGAUGUGUUUUCAAUUCAAUCUCAACUGAGAGCCUGUCGAAGAAGAAAACUCAACUUAAAGCUUGCUCAAUAAGUGUAAUGAUUUUGGCUGUGGUAACGAUAUGUUUGGUUUUAGUUAACUUUUCAACUCCUAUUUUGUCACGUGCAAAUAAUACUAGUACAACCGUAGUGCCAACGAUUGUUAAUGUUAAUGAAACAUCGUCUGCUAUUGUUAGCGUCAACUCAGAUCCUACAACGGACAGUGAUACUACUCAAAUAAUACGCGAAGAUGAAUCGACCAUAAGCGGUACGAAAGUUACCGUUAGCGAUGUUAUAGCAAAGAUUCGAAACAAUAUCAAAACGUAUCCAAAAACGAAACCAGUUAGUGAAUUGCCAAAAGAUAUAAUUAAUAGAGAUUUAUCGCAAAAAUUUUGUUCGUGCCAAAAAAAUGAAGUUUGCAUGUUGGAUGAGGAUAGCGGGACGUCCAUUUGUAAAAUUGCUGCCGAUAUAGAAGAUCCCACGGGUUGUGGAGGUCUAUGUGCAUUAGAAACCGAAGCUUGCCAGUUAGUGGAUAAGGAAAGGGGAAUCCGAGUAUGCCGUCUAUUGACACUAGAGAAUUGUUCAUCCCACGACUGGCGAUGCAGCAACGGUUUAUGCGUCCCGGCCAAUGCUAGAUGUGACGGUUCCAUACAAUGCUACGAUCGAUCAGACGAAAAACAUUGUGAUUGUGAUUUGACGAAAGAGUUUCGUUGCGGCCACUCAUUAUCAUGUUUUCCAAAUAAAAAAAUCUGCGACGGUACUAUUGACUGCUGGGAUGGAUUCGACGAAGUAAAUUGUACCUCACGAUGUGUUGAAGAUCAGUUUCCAUGCAACGAUGGUCAGUGCAUACUGCCAUCACGAUUUUGCGAUGGCUUUGCUGAUUGCGCUGACGGAAGUGACGAGCCUCAUGGAUGCGAAGGGUCCUGUGGAACACACGAGUUGCAAUGUUUCAAUCGUCGUUGCGUUUCAUUGGACGUAAAAUGCGACGGUCGUGAUGAUUGUGGUGAUAAUACGGAUGAGACACAGUGCUUUUAG